Messenger RNA from Carassius auratus (goldfish), 1278 nucleotides. RefSeq names its product fatty acid hydroxylase domain containing 2 (gene faxdc2). Bases 111 to 1082 code for a protein of 323 amino acids. Lineage: Eukaryota; Metazoa; Chordata; Actinopteri; Cypriniformes; Cyprinidae. Gene Ontology annotation, biological process: lipid biosynthetic process. Gene Ontology annotation, molecular function: iron ion binding; oxidoreductase activity. The record is from RefSeq and is a predicted model, not a curated record. The transcript is spliced from 8 exons.
GGACUGUGUCAGCUGACCAGCGGUCGACCAAUCACAGAGCGCUCGUGACGGUGUAAACAGCGGCGGACGCGCGCAGGGCUGUCAGAUGCGCGCAGCUCCAGACACACAUCAUGGCCGGAGAGAACACAGGAGGAUUGUGGGAUUCGUUGAAGAAAGCUGCUUUUGUCAUUGGAUCUGGGCUGUUCUUCCUGGUGGGGUUUAGGAACUCUGUGACAUGGCACUUGCAGAGGUUUUGGGGAGCGUCGGGAGAUUUCUGGCAAACACAGUGGAGCAAACUUCACCAAGCCUCGGGGGGAAACGAUGCGGCCUUGUUCUUUAUCGGGACCAUGUUGGUGCCAACGCUGGCGUUCUGGGUGUUUAACGGCCUCCUGAUGCUGGUGGACACGACGGGAAAGCCACACUUCAUCACACGCUACAGGAUUCAGCCCGACAAGAACAAUCCGGUGGAUGGUGCGCGGCUACGGCACGCGGUGAAGACGGUGCUCUUUAACCAGGUGUGUCUGUCAGGUCCUGUGGUGGUCUGCACCUAUCUGCUGAUGAAGAGGAGAGGAGAGCCGUGCGGCCCGGAGCUGCCCACCUUCCACUGGGUGCUGCUGGAGCUGGCCGUCUGCGGUCUGAUGGAGGAGAUCCUCUUCUACUACACACACAGGCUCGUCCACCAUCCCUCGCUCUAUAAGAGCAUCCACAAGGUCCAUCACGAGUGGACGGCUCCGGUCGGGGUGGUGGCGCUCUACGCUCAUCCGGUGGAGCAUGUGCUGUCGAACAUGCUCCCGGCUCUGACGGGUCCCGUUCUGCUGGGCUCACACGUGUCCACCACCAGCCUGUGGUUCACCAUCGCUCUGCUGGUCACUACAGUCUCUCACUGCGGAUACCACCUGCCCCUGCUGCCCUCGCCCGAGUUCCACGACUACCACCAUCUCAAGUUUAAUCAGUGCUACGGCGUGCUGGGAGUGCUGGACCGGCUGCACGGGACGGACGAGAAGUUUCGUAACGCUAAAGCGUACGAGCGGCACACCGUCCUGCUGGGAUUGACCCCGCUGAGCGAGAGCAUCCCUGACCAUCCCAAGAAAGCCCAGGAGUAACCCUGCUCCUCUCCUCCGUGUACAGAAACACUAAUGAACUGAUCCGAGGUCCGAGACCCUGCUCCUGACAUCAUCCAGGCAGAAUAUGAUUUUAAUUCUGUAUUUUAGCACUCAAAUCUAGUGAUAGUUUUUGGAAAUGAAUAUUGUACUGUUUCUGAUUGAUCAUCAAACCUCUCAUUAAAGCUGAUCUGCUGUA